Molecule: messenger RNA, 2345 nt
Organism: Myripristis murdjan (pinecone soldierfish)
Lineage: Eukaryota; Metazoa; Chordata; Actinopteri; Holocentriformes; Holocentridae
Gene: cnih4
Product: cornichon family member 4
Exons: 5
Coding region: 78-497 (139 amino acids)
Biological process (GO): vesicle-mediated transport
Source: RefSeq, a predicted model, not a curated record
CAAAGCGACCGGUCAUCGAUACGACCGAGAGCGUAAUUGGCCGGAAUUGAAAACAAAUCAGCGAAGGGAGAGCAAAAAUGGAGGCUGCGGUGUUUAUCCUGUCACUUGUCGACUGCUGUGCACUGAUUUUUCUGUCAGUGUAUUUCAUCAUCACACUGUCUGACCUAGAAUGUGACUACAUAAACGCCAGAGCUUGCUGCUCCAAGCUCAACAAAUGGAUCAUUCCAGAAUUGGUUGGCCAGAGUCUGUCUACUGUGCUGAUGUUGGUCUCCAUGCACUGGUUCAUUUUCCUGCUCAAUCUGCCAGUAGCAGCCUGGAACAUUUACAGGUACGUGAAGGUUCCGAUGGGCAACAUGGGGGUGUUUGACCCCACCGAGAUCCACAACCGGGGCCAGCUGAAGUCCCAUAUGAAGGAAGCCAUGAUUAAACUGGGCUUCCAUCUGCUCUGCUUCUUCAUUUAUUUGUACAGCAUGAUCCUGGCUCUGAUCAAUGAUUGACCCACCCAGAAAGUUUUUUAACCCAAGUCGCCAAACUCCAAACUCUUGGGUACGCUGUUUUGAACGUCAUGUCCUGGUCCCGUAUGCACAAAACCUUUCAGAAUACAGAUGCUGAGCUAAGACGAGGAGUUUGCUGUCAUGUGGUCUUAAGUGCUGCCAAGAUACCAGAGUUUCAAGUUCAAAUGCUGAUUUCAGGAUUUGGGAAUGCCAGACAGACUAGAGAAAACACUAAGUGAUGUCCCAGAACAACCGCUGUACGCCGAUUUCUUCCUCAGUACACCUGAAGCUGGCAUGACACCUGGCAUGACACCUGGCAUGACAGCAGCUCUGUCUGAAGUCAGAGGUCAAAGAGCCGCUAGUCAUGUAAUUAUAUCCCGUGUCCUGUUUUUAUUCAGCAAAUGCAUUUUCUGUUGCAAAUUAUCACAUUUCUUUUUAAGAAAAAUAAAAAUGUUCUCCACCUCAGUUGAGCUUAUAAACUUUUAGUUGUUAUUUUGGAAUUGUAUUCAACAACUGUUUCCAUCUAGCAGUUUUUAAUUUAGAAUUAAGAAAAAGCCUUGAUGGGAAUACAAGUACAUAGCAGCUGAAAAUGUCAUAGUACAGGUUUUGAAUGCCAGAAAUGUCAUUACCCGGCCAUUAAGUUUUGAGGCAGUGGUACUGGUCAACAACCCUGUCAGUGAAAUAGUUCUAUAUUUGGCUCCUGGCACCAGUUUGGUCAGCCAGUUCCAGGUGUGGUGGCUGCUGGACAUUGUUGAAGGUAACACUGAGUGUCCCAAGAAUAAAUUCAGUCUUGAGUGUUGAAGUCAUAUUGAAAUUCUGGUUUUUGUGACAGCACUAGUUAUCAUAUAAUGGUGCAUCAGCAGUCGUGUUCUGAGAGGUUUUCUGCAUACGAGGCCUUCCAAUCGGAGCAGCAUCACACUCCACUACCGAGUCUCCAGCCAUGGUCCAGCACCCCCACCCCUCCCACAGAAAUGGACAUUGGUUCCAGUUCCCUCAAAGCUGCCCUGAUAUUUGUGUCCAUGUCUGUGUGUGUGCACUACAUACACUGCUCAGUGUGACUGGUCAGCGGCAGCAGGCCAGUGCUCCUGUUGGCAGAAGGAAUGACAAUCGCACUGACUGGAUGUGUAAACCUGCAGCACGGCUAACUCCUCCUCUGCUCUGAGCCAUUCAUCACUGUUUGUACUCGCUGUCUGUCAAGCAUGUUUCCAACCUGUCAGAUCUGAGUCACCUGUCCUUGAUCGCCAUAUAUCGGCCAAAGUCUACUGUUGCGCUGGAGGAACGUCAGGUUGCAUAUCGACCGCAGCAUGCUUGGAGUCAUUUCACUUGCAGUUCAUCUGGAAGUGGCUAGAAACAGGUUUCAAAGCAUAAGGCUGCUGUGUGUUACAUUUACAUUGUGACCUGACCCGAGUGAGCUGAUGGUUGAUUGACUCAAUCUUGCACUGUAGAUUAAAUCCACUUUUGUUUACAUUGGUCGAUAAUUGUACAGUACAGAGUAAAAUUCUCACCUCCCGUUUGCCAGAAAGCUCCUAUUUUUGAUUGGUGGAGAGGUUUCUCAGGGGAACACAUGCUUCUGCAUUCCUGCUUAUUGGUUGGUACCUGAGUAAUUGGACAGUUCAACAGUGAUUGUACAGGAUGAACCCACCAAGCCUGCGCCAGCACUGACAGAAUCCAAGUUCUCUGGCUGUGAGAGCCACAUCUGCUCAUGUCCUCUACGUAUUUCUUCAGUGGUGUGUAAAUUGGGAGGGCUGCUGAUCUUGAAAUUCAUGUCUGAUUAACACACAAGUUCGUGUCUUGAGCUGUUUUAUUUUUUUCUGUUGGGGAGUUUCAUAAAUAAAACUUAAAGUUAAGGUG